Molecule: messenger RNA, 1919 nt
Organism: Lagenorhynchus albirostris (white-beaked dolphin)
Lineage: Eukaryota; Metazoa; Chordata; Mammalia; Artiodactyla; Delphinidae
Gene: SLC44A3
Product: solute carrier family 44 member 3
Exons: 13
Coding region: 4-1815 (603 amino acids)
Biological process (GO): transmembrane transport
Cellular component (GO): membrane
Molecular function (GO): transmembrane transporter activity
Source: RefSeq, a predicted model, not a curated record
AUCAUGGGCUACUCAGUGACGGCUGGGGCCACAGGAAGACUCCUCUUCGGCUACGACAGCUUUGGCAACGUGUGUGGCAAGAAGAACUCCCCAGUAGAAGGGGCCCCUCUUUCGGGACAGGACAUGACCCUAAAAAAACACGUGUUUUUUAUGAAUUCCUGCAACCUGGAAGUCAAGGAUGUGAGGUUCAGUUCCACCGUUCUCUGUGUGUCCAGCUGUCCUGAAGAGCAGCUUAAUACCCUGGAAGAGGUCCAGCUCUUUGCAAACACUACUGGGUCCUUCCUGUGUGUUUAUAGUUUGAAUUCCUUCAACUACACCCAGAAUCCAAAUGCAGACUCGCUGUGCCCCAGGCUACCAGUUCCUCCAAGCAAGUCUUUUCCCUUGUUUAAUCGAUGCAUCCCUCAAACUCCUGAGUGUUAUUCCCUGUUUGCAUCUGUUUUGAUCAAUGAUGUUGACGCCCUCCAUCGAAUUCUAAGUGGAAUAAUGUCAGGAAGAGACACAAUCCUCGGUCUCUGUGUCCUCGCCUUCGCCUUGUCUUUGGCCAUGAUGUUCACCUUCCGAUUCAUCACCACCCUUCUGGUUCACAUUUUCAUUGCACUGAUUGUUUUGGGAUUGCUGUUUGUCUGUGGUGUCUUAUGGUGGCUGUAUUAUGACUACACUAAUGACCUCAGCACAGAAUUGGACACAGAAAGGGAGAACAUGAAGUGUUUGCUGGGGUUUGCUGUUGUGUCUACAGUUAUCACGGCAGUUCUGCUCGUCUUGAUUUUUGUCCUCAGAAAGAGAAUAAAAUUGACAGUUGAACUUCUCCGAGUCACAAAUAAAGCCAUCAGCAACUCUCCUUUCCUGCUGUUCCAGCCACUGUGGACGUUUGCCAUCCUCAUUUUCUUCUGGGUCUCCUGGGUGGCCGUGCUCCUGAGCCUGGGAACUGCAGGAGCUGCACAGGUCAUCGAAGGCGGCCAAGUGGAAUAUAAGCCUCUUUCGGGCAUUCGGUAUAUGUGGUGGUACCAUUUAAUUGGCCUCAUCUGGACUAGUGAAUUCAUCCUUGCAUGCCAGCAAAUGACUAUAGCUGGGGCAGUGGUUACAUGUUAUUUCAACAGAAAUAAAAAUGACCCUCCUGAUCGCCCGGUCCUUUCAUCUCUCUCCAUUCUUUUCUGCUACCAUCAGGGAACAGUUGUCAAAGGGUCAUUUUUAAUCACUGUGGUGAGGAUGCCAAGAGCCGUUCUCAUGUACAUCUAUAACACUCUGAAAGAGAAGCAGCACGGCGCCUGGUCGAGUUGUGUGUCCCGAUGCUGCUACAGCUGCUUCCGGUGUCUUGACAAAUGCCUGGGCCAUUUCAACCAGAAUGCAUACACUACAACUGCCAUUAAUGGGACAGAUUUUUGUACAUCAGCAAAAGAUGCACUCAAACUCUUAUCCAAGAAUUCAAGUCAUUUUACAUCUGUUAACUGCUUUGGAGACUUCGUAAUUUUUCUAGGAAAGGUGCUAGUGGUGUGUUUCACAGUUUUUGGAGGACUGAUGGCAUUUAACUACCACCGUGUGCUCCAGGUGUGGGCAAUCCCACUACUAUUGGUUGCGUUUUUUGCCUACUUAGUAGCCCAUAGUUUUUUAUCUAUGUUUGAAACUGUGCUGGAUGCACUUUUCCUGUGUUUUGCUGUUGAUCUGGAAACAAAUGAUGGAUCAUCAGAAAAGCCCUACUUUAUGGACCAAGAGUUUUUGAGUUUUAUAAAAAGGAUCAACAAAUUAAAUAAUGCAAGGGCACAGAGAGACAAGAACUCAUUAACGAAUGAAGAGGGAACAGAACUCCGGCCUCUGUAAGAUAAGCGCGCCCAUCAGGUAUUUGUACCUGGAAAAAGUUUCCUCCUCCUAAGAGCCGUGCGCAGAAUAAACGAUAGGGCCCAACGUGGACCCUAUUCUUCCUG